This is a messenger RNA of Leptonychotes weddellii (Weddell seal), 611 nucleotides long. NCBI's taxonomy places the organism in Eukaryota, Metazoa, Chordata, Mammalia, Carnivora, Phocidae. The record is from RefSeq and is a predicted model, not a curated record.
GAACACCCCAUUUCUGGGCAGUCUUCUUGGUUAUGGCCUGGAGGGAUUGUGUGCCUAGAUGGGAAGAAUGGUGGUUUGGCCUGGAAUGAUGAUGCGGAUGGAGGCCGGGGAAGAGAGAUCUCUCGAGAUUUUGCCAAGCUGUAUGAACUGGACGGUGAUCCGGAAAGGAAAGAGUUCCUGGAUGACCUCUUCAUCUUUAUGCAGAAGAGGGCCAUCUCCACUUUGGACCCUGGCGUGACUGAAUCUUGAGCCCAGUGACUCAACUUCCUGGCUUUAUAUCCUGUCAUAGCAAUGGGUUCACCAGCCAGGUCAGCCCUCAGGAAGCAUGGCCAGAAACCCAGCCUCUCUAGGAGAAGGUCCUCAGCAACCUGCAUAGCUCCACCUUCAUCACCUUCAGGACAAAGCCACACGAGAGAGCUCUUGCCUGGGACUCUGCUUAUGUCUAAUCAUGCAUUCCCGGGUUUCUGUGUCAGCUCCUUUAUUGAGACAUGGGACUGAAAUCCUCCUCUUCACCUUAGGCUGAGCUAUAAUGGCAGCCCCCAUCAGGUAUGGGGGCUAUUCUCUGUGAACUCUUUUCUCUCCCUCUUCCCCCCUUCCUCAACACACCCUUC